CACCGGGUGCACUGUGUGACGUCAACAGGAUAUAGCGGAAGCGGAAGAACAGUUUGGUUUCUUUCCCACUGGUUGUGGGUUUCGCUUGUGGAAGUAGCGGGAGGCCAGGAAUUUGUGUGUUAUUAUUUGGGGUUCUCCUUACUGCGUAGCGGAGGGUUUUUGGGGGCAGUGGGUGAUCUGUCAUCCGAGUGCCAUUUAAGCUUCCUUUGUCCGUUCUCUUUCCGUUUUCUCCCUGCCAGCUCCGCCCAUCAUGGCAGCCACAUCCAACCUGCAGAAAGCAAUAGACCUUGCUAGCAAGGCAGCACAAGAAGAUAAAGCAGGAAACUUUGAAGAAGCCCUCCGCCUGUAUCAACAUGCUGUACAGUAUUUUCUUCAUGUAGUCAAAUAUGAAGCACAGGGUGACAAAGCAAAACAGAGCAUCAGAGCAAAAUGUACUGAGUAUUUGGACAGAGCAGAAAAGCUGAAGGAAUAUUUGAAAAAGAAAGAAAAAGCUCCCCUCAAACCAGUGAAAGAAUCUGGUUCAGCUGACGAAAAGGGGAAUGAUAGUGAUGGGGAAGGAGAAUCCGAUGAUCCAGAGAAAAAGAAGCUACAGAACCAGCUCCAAGGUGCCAUUGUCAUGGAGCGACCAAAUGUCAAGUGGAAUGAUGUUGCUGGCUUAGAAGGAGCAAAAGAAGCUCUUAAAGAAGCAGUAAUAUUGCCUAUUAAAUUUCCUCAUCUUUUUACAGGGAAGAGAACUCCCUGGAGAGGUAUCCUUCUGUUUGGGCCACCAGGAACAGGAAAAUCCUACUUGGCAAAAGCUGUUGCAACAGAAGCUAACAAUUCUACGUUCUUCUCUGUAUCUUCUUCUGAUCUUGUCUCAAAAUGGUUGGGGGAGAGUGAAAAGCUAGUGAAGAAUCUAUUCCAACUUGCCAGAGAAAACAAGCCUUCAAUUAUCUUCAUUGAUGAAAUCGAUUCUCUCUGUGGCUCCAGAAGUGAAAAUGAAAGUGAGGCUGCUAGACGAAUUAAAACAGAGUUUCUAGUCCAGAUGCAAGGAGUUGGAACAGACAAUGAAGGAAUUUUGGUUCUGGGAGCUACUAACAUACCUUGGGUUCUAGAUUCUGCCAUCAGAAGAAGGUUUGAGAAGCGCAUUUAUAUUCCCUUACCUGAGGAUCAUGCAAGAGCGGCAAUGUUCAAGCUUCACCUUGGGUCUACCCCAAACUCCUUGACCGAAUCAGAUUAUCGAGAGCUGGGAAAGCGAACUGAUGGCUACUCAGGUGCUGAUAUAAGCAUAAUAGUACGAGAUGCCCUAAUGCAACCUGUUAGGAAAGUUCAGUCAGCCACACACUUUAAAAAAGUGAAAGGACCAUCACUGUCUGAUCCAAAUGUUCUAGUUGAUCUGUUCACACCAUGCUCUCCAGGAGAACCAAGUGCAAUUGAAAUGACGUGGAUGGAUCUGCCAGGGGAUAAACUACUGGAGCCUGUUGUUUCCAUGGCUGAUAUGCUAAGGUCGUUAGCCAACACAAAACCCACUGUGAAUGAACAAGACCUGGAAAAACUAAAGAAGUUCACAGAAGAUUUUGGACAGGAAGGCUAAUCCAAAGAUAACUGUGGCCCUAAAUUUCUUUCUCUGGAAUUCUUGCCUCUUUAUUGCCAAUAAAUGAAUCGCUCCUUCCUUUCUUUCCAUGUGAACUGAAGAGCCAUUUGCAAGGAUCCUUGAGCCUUUAUUUUAUCACUUUCCAGAAAUACCUAUUAAAUGUCUUCUUCUGAGAGCAUGAUACUGGGAUCUUGUGGCAAAAAGAAGGAAAACGUGGUAAAUAUACUUUAAAAUAUAAUGGCCCCUUUUAGUUAUUGCCGUUUUUUCAGUUUAGAUUUUAGGUAAUUGACACUAGUCCUAGUUUAUCUUCAUUAUAAGACUCCUGUGGGCCUGAAACAGUGGGGAAUCUGACACACACACCCUCCAGAUGUUGUAGGGCUCCAGCUUUUAGCAGCAUGGCUGGUGGUCAGGAGUGGUCGGAGUGGUAGCCCAAUGAUAUCUGGAGGGCUACAGGUUCCCCACCCUGGCCUAAAAAAACCAAAAAACAUUAAGGAAGCAGAAGUUUGAUUGCUAGGUGUUUUCAGUGUCAGUCAAUUUUGUCUGUAAAUUAAAUGCUUCAUUUGGAAUUAUGCAGCAGCAUUUGGUAGUAUAUGUGGUUAAACAGGAGUUUAUUAUAAACAAUAGCCAAGAAAUUGGAUUGGGAAGUGAGAAAGGAAGGAUUCACAUUUUUUAAAAAGGCCAGUACUUAACCGAGUACAAUAUUGAACUAAUACUUUGUGGGGGUUUUCUGCUGUGUGGUAUUCAGACAAUGCCUUAAAAGCAGCAAGCAUUGUUUUUAAUAACACCGAUAGACACCUGUCACUGUGCAAUCUACCAGAAAAUAGACUAAAAUAUAAAUACUAUGAAAGAACAUUUCUCUCCCCCUCUGGUUUUCCUGGAACAUAUUCUGUUUGAUGGAACAUAUUCUGUUUGAUAAGAAUCUAUGGGCAAGCCUACAAACUGAGUUUUAGCAAGCCAUUUGUUGAGAGAAGGUAAUCCUGGACUUAUUUUCAGUGAAACUUUGGGACCUAGUAUGGGAGGGUCUAGUGAACAUCUUUGAGGUGCCAAGGGAAGUUGAUCUUAUUCAAGAUCUAUGUCUAGCUUAGUCCAAUAGCGAAGUAUUCGGAAGUAGGUUGACAUUUCUUUAAAUACAAUAUAAGGGUAGCACACAUGGGUUUUUUCAAAGGCCUUUGCUAAGAGUAAUGCAUCUUAGAGAAGAGCCUGAAUGUAACUUACAACACUAUAGUGUCAGCACUGCAUUUGUGCCUUGUAAGUUUGCCCCAGGUAUAGAAAAGUGGUAAUCAAUAAUGUAAAACAUUGCGUUAUUGUUAAUAGAACUGUACAUUUUUGAUGCUUUGUGCUUUACAAGAUUUCUGAAUUUAUCAAGUACUGUAUGAUUUCCUUCUCAUGGGCUUUGGUUUUCUUUUUAUGUACAUAUUUUGUGUACUUUCUAAAAUCAUAGGACUGGUGGAAAUUUCUUUCUGAAUGAAGUAAAAAGUUGCAAUACAA
Molecule: messenger RNA, 3061 nt
Organism: Rhineura floridana
Lineage: Eukaryota; Metazoa; Chordata; Lepidosauria; Squamata; Rhineuridae
Gene: VPS4B
Product: vacuolar protein sorting 4 homolog B
Exons: 11
Coding region: 251-1573 (440 amino acids)
Biological process (GO): vacuole organization; endosomal transport
Molecular function (GO): ATP hydrolysis activity; ATP binding
Source: RefSeq, a predicted model, not a curated record